UCGCCGCCGGCACUUACGUUUUCUUACGCGAGAGCAUAUUCUUGCUCUUUUGAUUCUCUCUGUUUUGCUCAUUUCGAAAUUGUUGACGUGUUUGCCCAUUCCAAUUUUUAUACGUGUCAAACUUCACUUUUCACCCCAAGCCGGCGAUUUUCAUCGGAAGCACCAGCUCAGCUCAGCUCAGGAUUGGAUCGGACAACACCAUGGCGGAGGAAGUGUUUGGAACCGUGAAGGAGGUGCUCAAGGGCGUCUUCGAGAAUGUGAACGCCGCACCGAAGAACGAGUCGGCGCCCGGGGAGAAGAAGACGCCAUCCACGCCCGAGGGCAUGGCGGUUGCCUACAGCAGCCUGGUGGUGAUGGCCAUGCUGCCCAUCAUCUUCGGCUCCAUCCGCUCCGUGAAGCUGCACAAGCUGAAGAAGUCCACGGGCGAGAAGGCCGACACGAUGACCAAGAAGGACGCCAUGUACUUCCCGCUGAUCGCCUCGGCGGCCCUCUUCGGGCUCUACCUGUUCUUCAAGAUCUUCCAGAAGGUGCACAUCAACUACCUGCUCACCGGGUACUUCUUCGUGCUGGGUGUGAUUGCGCUGGCGCACCUGCUCAGCCCGGUGAUCAACUCGCUGAUGCCCGCCGCCGUGCCCAAGGUGCCCUUCCACAUCCUGUUCACCAAGGGCGAGGGCAAGCACAAGGAGGACAUCGUGAACUACAAGUUCUCCACGCACGACAUCGUCUGCCUGGUGAUCUCCUCGGCGAUCGGGGUGUGGUACCUGCUCAAGAAGCACUGGAUCGCCAACAACCUGUUCGGACUGGCCUUCGCCAUCAACGGCGUGGAGAUGCUGCACUUGAACAACUUCGUGACGGGCGUCAUCCUGUUGAGCGGGCUGUUUUUCUACGACAUUUUCUGGGUGUUCGGCACCAACGUGAUGGUCACCGUGGCCAAGAGCUUCGAGGCCCCCAUCAAGCUAGUUUUCCCCCAGGACCUGAUCGAGAACGGCCUGAACGCUUCCAACUUCGCCAUGCUGGGACUGGGCGACAUCGUCAUUCCGGGCAUCUUCAUUGCUCUGCUGCUGCGCUUCGACGACAGCAAGAAGCGCAAGACGCGCAUCUACUUCUACUCCACGCUGAUCGCCUACUUCCUGGGCCUGCUGGCCACCAUCUUCGUGAUGCACGUGUUCAAGCACGCGCAGCCGGCCCUGCUCUACCUGGUGCCAGCCUGCAUGGGCACCCCGCUCCUGGUGGCCCUCGUCCGCGGCGAGCUGAAGGUCCUCUUUGCCUAUGAAGACCAUCCCGAGGAGAAGCCCGAAAAGAAGGAGAAGAAGGAAAAAGACGAGAGCACCAGCUCGUCCAGCAGCAAAAAGAAGGAGUCCAAGAAGGGCAAGUAGGUGGCCAGGACCCAGAACUCUCCGCGAACAACAUCUCCAUUCGUUCCAUCGUAAAGUCUUCUGCAGCUAGCCAAGCUUCCUUUUUGUUAUCGCUUCACUAUCAAUCACGGUCCGUAACUUUUACGGCACACACCGCUACAAAAGACGAAUCACUUAAGGCGUUAGUUUCGUUCCUUGGCCAGGCACAACAACCUUAUUUAGUUCGAUUAGUUUACAAUUGUAGAAAAUUAUUUGUCUACUUUUUUACAGAAUCAAAUUUAAACGUAGAAUUCAACUAAUUUAUGAGGCUCCCCGCGAGGGAGGCGUCUAUUUAAGACAACAGUUUAGAUACGAAUAUAUUCCAAUUUUUGUACAACAGUGAGCGUCCUCUAAGUAAAUCUAUUUAAAGAUCUCGGAUUUGAUAGGGAACCACUUGAUAUGGACUGCUAGCACUGCAUUUCAUGAAAACUAAUGCAAUAGUUUAUGUAUACAGUUCAAAUGCGAAUAAAUUCUAGUUUUCGUAUCAGAA
Messenger RNA from Drosophila subpulchrella, 1884 nucleotides. Its product is annotated as minor histocompatibility antigen H13. Gene Ontology annotation, biological process: membrane protein proteolysis. Gene Ontology annotation, molecular function: aspartic endopeptidase activity, intramembrane cleaving. The record is from RefSeq and is a predicted model, not a curated record. Bases 201 to 1376 code for a protein of 391 amino acids. NCBI's taxonomy places the organism in Eukaryota, Metazoa, Arthropoda, Insecta, Diptera, Drosophilidae. The transcript has 3 exons. Gene Ontology annotation, cellular component: cytoplasmic side of endoplasmic reticulum membrane; lumenal side of endoplasmic reticulum membrane; membrane.